CGUCACUAGGAGCGUAGUUUCAGAUUUUCUUCUCCAGUUGGGAAGCGUUUUCAUUAGCGGUGCGUAGCCUGUUGCUUGUCCACGCGUUGUAAACUGUGCGUUGUCUCGUGAUUUACGCGUUGUGCGAAACAUCGACUCUGAUCGGGGAAAUAAAAUUCUACUUGUGUUCGUUAUAGCUGCGGUUGUUGUAUAGGUUAAUAUAGUGUCUUCCAGAUAUUUUCGUCCAGUCAUUAGCUCUGAAUCGCAGCAAGCACCAACCGCUGGUCCCUUGGUGAUAGGCGAUGCUAGCCUCUGCACCAACCCACAUUCCACCCCGUCAUGGAGCUGAACGGCACAGUGAACUUCAGCCUACAGGAGGCCUACGGAGUGCUGCUGGAGAGCAUGGGCUCAGACCGCAACCUGGACUCCCACACUGAGAUGGUGCUUGUCACCGUUUACGGCGCUCUGAUGGCCGUAGGUCUGCUUGCCAACCUGGCCGUAGGUUUGGUGGUGGCAGGGCGCCCUAGGCUGAGGACGGCGCGCAACCUAUAUGUGGCCAACCUCGCUGUCUCUGACAUGACUCUCUGUGCCGUCUGUAUGCCGUUCACUUUGAUUGCUAUUGUCAGACGGCGUUGGAGCCUGGGCGUCGCCCUGUGUAAACUGGUGCCCCUGGCACAGGGCACCAACAUAAUGGUAUCGGUGGGCACGAUCACCGUGAUCGCGGUGGACCGUUACUCGACCAUCGUGCGAGGGGGGCAUCACGGCAGCGAGGGGGGCACAGGGGGCGACAGGCGAAGGGUCGCCAUUUCUAUCGCCCUCGUUUGGGCCCUAUCAGCUCUGACCACUCUGCCUGUCGUAUUCUAUCAGGUGGUGGAGCCUCUGACCUUCUCGCACGUGGUGCUCUACGAGACCUGCAUAGAGCGCUGGCCGUCGCAAACUCUGCGCGUCUCCUACACGGCAAGCGUGCUGCUCGUACAGGCCGUCAUUCCUGCACUGGUGGUGGGGGUGGUGCACGCACGCAUUGCAUCCUACCUGCACCAGCACGCGCAGACGCAGAAGGACUCAAGGCGAGCGAAGCGGGAACUGCAGAGGAACCGGAAGACCACUAUGCUGUUGUCUGGCGUAGCCGUCCUGUUCGCAGUGAGCUGGCUGCCCCUAGGCGUGUUCACACUGACGGCCGACCUGUUGUUCCCCCCAGGAGCAGACCCCAACCCGGCGUCCGCCCGCCAGCUCUACCUGACCCUAGCCGCCUGCCACGCGCUCGCCAUGUCCAGCGCCGUCUCCAAUCCAGUCGUCUACGGCUGGCUCAACACCAACAUCCGUCAAGAACUGCUGCAGCUGCUCCCUGCCAGCUGCAGUAGCCUAGCUCAGCCGACGGCUGGCGAUGACCCAACCACGCGGCACACCAGUCUUGCCUUGCUCCACAAGCCACAGACCAUGGUCACCAACGCUACAACCACUGCGCAGCUAUGAAAUGGGGCCACUGCGCAGGUGGGGGGCGAAGCCACUACUGUGCAACUUUGAAACGGGCGUAAUGGGGUUACUGUGCAAUUGAGGAAGUACUGUGAAACUGCUUUGUGAGUGUAAACAUUUUGUAUCGAUGGAGUUUAUGGUUGGCUUUAAAUUUACGGUACUGUGCAAUUGAUUAAGAGUUGUGAAUCUAUUAUACUGUAUAGUGAAUACAGGGGUGCUCACCACAGGGGGUUAGGGGCUCAAAAUCAAUUUCUGGGGACUCGAAAUCAAGUCCGGGGGGAUUCAAAAUCGAGUACUGGGGGAAGUUCCGAAAAAUGCAGCAAUGUUGAAAAUGACUACUGAAGACUAAAAAAAUGUUCUGUAUAAUGAUGAGAGGGUAGAAGCUGAUUUUUCUCUUGAUUUUGAUUAGGUGCAUCCAUUGGAUUGUGGUGAAGGGAGGAGGUGUUCAAAUUCAGUGCAAUGGUCAAUGGAGUUGGUAUCUUUGGAGUUACUGUGCAAUUGAAGAAGUACUGCGAACUUCUACAUGAUUGUAACAAUUUAGUGCAGUGGGUGAUAGAGUUAGUGGGUUUGAAGUUACUGUGAGACUGCUAUUGAAGUAUUGUGAAACCUUGAAACGGAAAUUCAGUUUCAAUUGCGGAGUACGGGUAUGUUUUGUGGGUGGGAGCUAUUAUGCAAAUGUACGGGUGAUUUUAAACUGGAAUUUCUCUGUGAAAAUAGUGUGCAAUAUGGAGCGUGUUAAUUGUGGAUCGAUUUCGUUGAUUUAUGUUGAGGGAGUAACAGUGGAAUUGAUAAAGUGCUGAGGAACUACUUUAUAACUGUUAUCAGUGAAUACUGUGUUUCUGUUAAACGAAGGUACUGUGAUGGAGAGGGCUUCAGUUACUGUGGGGUUUUUGGUAGAACCCCGUUCAACCGCUACGUGUAUCCUCUUAUCACAGUUCUCUCUGCUGUGCUUAACACUGAUAAUAGCACAAUAAACGUUUGUUACUGAGUAAAUUCUAUAUAGGCCUAACCUGAAGAGUACUUUAGUACUGUACAAUAACGAAACAGAGCCGAAGCACAUGUAGGAAGGCCAGAACAUUAUCUGGAUCAGUAAUAUUGUAUGGGAUGAAGUUACUGGUUUUAAGAAAAUAAUGGUAUUGAAAAAUCAUGAAUUGAAUAAUUAAUUAUAAAAAGGUGAAUGAUUAAAAAAACUGUAUCAACUAAAUGUUUGGUCACCUACUGUACGAGAAAACUAAUGUGUAAUAAAGAAAUACUCAGAUCUUUGAAUACUACAACAUGAAGCCACCGUGAAAAAACUAUGUGAUUGAAUUAAAACAAAGAUUCCUGUAACUAAAAUUCUUAAAAUAUACAGGAUUGGAUUCACACGGAGAAACUGAAUAAAAUGUUUGAAGGAGACUGGAUAAACAAGGAAAGAUGGCGAUUGGGGUGCGAGAAGAGACAUAAUUGGAGUUGUAAAAACUAGCUAUAUUAUAUAAAUGUAGAUUCGUGAAGCAUCAGAAUAAAACUACUGUUCAAGAUUUCAUCUACUGUUGUAUAUACAUCAAAUAUCCAUAUGAUAAUAUAUUUAUGAUACAUAUAAAAUUGUGUAUCUAGUAUGUCAAAGAUGUUGUCAGCUGUGAUUCUCCUGUGUUUCCAAACGGAAAUAUUUUUAUCAUGAGACAUUGUAAUAUUCUAUCACACGAUAGAACAGGAAAUGCUAUUUGUAAGUAAGCAUUGUUGUUUCUGUAAUAUUGUUAUAUUGUAGAGAUUUGAAAAUAAUAUUGUAUGAAUGUAUAUAGUGAUUGAGCUUGAUUAAGUGAAUGAAUGAAGCGAGAAAAAUAUGUUGUCACGGGUAGAUAAUUGAUCAUUGUUAAAAUUUAUCCAAUGUGCAUUGAAGAUUUUGGAAUUAAGAAUUAACUAUUGAAAUGUAAACCACUAGUGUGUGUGUAUGUAUUUUCUACAGAGUUGAUAAAUUGGAUUAUUCAAUCUAGAUUUAGAGCUGUUCAAACUUUUCGUGUGAACCAACCAUUCGGUUCCCAUUCUCAAAUUAAAUUCUCUUUCUCAAGCUUGAAAACGAUUUAUGCAAUUUUGCAUGCAAUAAAUCGUAUCACAGCCAGCUAGCUAGUGAGUUAGUACUGCCAUGGCCAAUAAUAUUUCAUUCGUUAAAUUUCAUCUACAAAUCCAUAUUUCGAAAAUGAACUAUUCCAGAGAUAUUACUUUUUUCUUUCAAACUGGAUUUUUAACAAUUAUAUUGAGUGCUCUAUCUGUAUUCUUAAAAGAUUAAUGCUAGGAUACCUUUUCUCUCUAAAAGUAUUGAAUCUCGUGCUAUCAAAUGAAUGCGUUCAGACGAGAGAUUCGAAUCCAUUUUUCAUUGUUUGGAUUGGAAUAGAUGCAAUUGAUUUGUCCCAUUUGAAAUGAAUGUCGAUAUCGAACAAAUUUCUCUGUUUCCAAACACAAUAUAAAAAUAUAUUCUCUGUUGCCAUUAACGAAUUUAUAGAUAUUGGAUAAAACCAUAACCUUUACAGCAAUACAAAAUUUAGUUAACGUGAUCGAUUCUUCUCUAUCAAAACAUUUCUCUUUGUUCCUAGCAAAGUCUGAAGUUUUAAACUGAUCCGAACUGAUUCCAAUCCAAAUAGAAUUACGUCUAUUCAAUUCGUAGAGAUAGUUUUCUCUCUUCAAACAUUGUUAAAGGAGAAAUAGAAUUUUAUAUUUUCAUUCUAAAUCAGAAAUUGCAUUUAUUCAUCAGAAAUACAAAACGAGUGAUUCAAAUUUCCAAACUUCAAGAGAAAUGUAUUUAUUACAUAAAUCCAGACACAUCAAACUAGAUGAUUAUAAAUGGCUAUACUUAUCGAACUCAUAAUUAUUUCACAUGGAGUCGUUUGUUCCAAAUUUAUAUUUCACAUAGUUAGAGUUUGUUUGAUACACAUUCAUUACAAAUUCAUUCAUCACAUCCGUUUUCCUCAAUAUUAGCAGUUUAUUGUAAGCGUAUACUAAAGAUCUUGUUGUAUUGGAUGUACGUCAUUGCUAAAUUAAACUCAUCCAUUUUACUAAGGAGAAAUAUUAUUUAUAUUUAUUCAGCUUAAGGUAAUUCUAAUAAAUCAUAAUCACAGUCUAUCACAUUGUCAAUAAGCUCAAAAUAAUCACAAUGAAUUUUCUAUCAAUCAAAAUAAAAGUGAUUGCGAGGUGAACUUUACAAUUACAAAUAGUUUGUAAGUGUAAAGAAAUAUUAUAUUUAUUCAGCUUAAGGGAAUUUGAGAACUCAAUGGAGAAACAUUCUUAAUACUUUGAAAAAUCGUGAAUGAAUACUGUGAUGUUGUUUAGCUCUAUUCUAAUAUUGGCCUAUUUUAAUGAAUGUUUGCUUAUUGUGUUACAAAUAAAAAUUGUAGA
Nilaparvata lugens (brown planthopper) is the source of this 4818-nucleotide messenger RNA. Its product is annotated as neuropeptide F receptor. The coding region runs from base 319 to 1452 and encodes 377 amino acids. Gene Ontology annotation, biological process: G protein-coupled receptor signaling pathway. Gene Ontology annotation, cellular component: membrane. NCBI's taxonomy places the organism in Eukaryota, Metazoa, Arthropoda, Insecta, Hemiptera, Delphacidae. Gene Ontology annotation, molecular function: neuropeptide Y receptor activity. The transcript has 5 exons. The record is from RefSeq and is a predicted model, not a curated record.